Colletotrichum karsti is the source of this 747-nucleotide messenger RNA. Its product is annotated as cytosolic fe-s cluster assembling factor cfd-1. Bases 1 to 747 code for a protein of 248 amino acids. The record is from RefSeq and is a predicted model, not a curated record. Gene Ontology annotation, biological process: iron-sulfur cluster assembly. Gene Ontology annotation, cellular component: cytosol. NCBI's taxonomy places the organism in Eukaryota, Fungi, Ascomycota, Sordariomycetes, Glomerellales, Glomerellaceae. The transcript has a single exon. Gene Ontology annotation, molecular function: ATP binding; ATP-dependent FeS chaperone activity; iron-sulfur cluster binding.
AUGCUAUCCAUCGAAGCCUCCAAGGUCACCCAAGCGCCCGGCGGCUGGAACCCUGUCCCCGUCCACGAUGCGGUCGAGGAGAAGGGAAUUGGCCCUUUCCGCGCCAUGAGUCUCGGAUUUCUCCUGCCACGAAGGGGCGAUGCCGUUGUCUGGCGAGGGCCCAAGAAGACGGCCAUGGUGAGGCAGUUCCUCUCCGACGUCUUGUGGGAUGAGACCGACUACCUGCUCAUCGAUACUCCUCCCGGCACGAGUGACGAGCAUAUCUCUCUCGCAGAGACGCUGAUGAGAGAUGCUCGGCCCGGCCAGGUCGCGGGCGCCGUCGUCGUGACGACCCCUCAGGCAGUGGCUACGGCGGACGUGAAAAAGGAGCUCAACUUCUGCGUCAAGACCGGCCUCAAGGUGCUCGGCGUUGUCGAGAACAUGAGUGGCUUCGUGUGCCCGCACUGUUCCGAGUGCACCAACAUUUUCAGCUCAGGAGGAGGGGCCGUCAUGGCCGAGGAGUUCAAGGUGCCUUUCCUCGGGACGGUGCCUAUCGACCCCCAAUUUGGCGAACUGGUCGAGUCGGGAAGGAGACCGCGGUAUCCUCAGGGGACUCAAGUCAACGGUCAGGAGAUAAGCAUGUCCGGCGAAGAUCAGCCAGGCGGCGACACGCUCGUCGAAAAGUACCAGGACUGCUCGCUGUCGCACAUCUUCAGAGAGAUCACCACCAAGUUGACGACAACAGUUGAGGGCCAAAGCCAGUCAUGA